GCUGCUCGUUUGCAAAUACCUGUGUAAUGUUUGCACGGUGGGACUGGCGCUUCAAGCAUUACCUGCUCAGGUAACAGGCUCUUUGCACACUCACUUCAGAGUUAUGUAGAACAACACGCACUCUGAUUUAAAGUGUUUUUCAAACUGUCCGGAGAAAGGCACAGAGACAGAGGCUCUAAUUGGAAGCACUGCACUCGGAAUUAUGUCAGUUUUGGUGUGUUGUAGACAAACUAGAAUGGACAUGUAUCUUCAAGCAUAACAAUAAUAUUAUAGCUGCCAAAUACGAUGGAUUAUCGACGGAAGAAGAAGCUGACAUUCUUCACCAUUGGGCUCAUAUUUCUACUUAGCGGUGUGGAAUAUGCUGUAAUACUGCCCACAAUAUGGAGGUACUUGCAGACUUUAGAAGCAGCACCUUACUUUCUGGGUUUGGCGCUGUCAGCAUUCAGCUUGACCGGCCUCCUCACAGGACCACUGUUUGGCUACUGGUCCGACAAAACACGGACCACUAAGAAGAUCAUCUUGUUUGCCAAUCUUUUUGAGAUGAUUGGUAAUUUUAUGUACUUUAUGGGAUAUUCCAAGUGGCUCUUACUGUCAAGCAGACUGGUGGCAGGUAUCGGAACAGGUUCUGGCUCAUCUAUCUUUGGUUUACUGACCAGAAUCACCGCCCCCGAGGACCGCGCCACUGCUUUUGCUGCAGUCAUGGCAUGUCGACAAGCUGGCCUUCUGAUUGGUCCAGCAUUUAACAUCUUCCUGAGGUUGUGUGAUUUCCAACUGGGUCCUUUUUCUGUCAAUAAAUAUACAGCGCCAGGGCUGUUCAUGUGUCUGCUGUGGACUCUCAUUCAACUGGCGGUAAUCUUCAUGUACUGGGACCUACCUCCUCUGGAGAAAGAGAAGGCCAAAGACAGAUUAAGAGGCCAGAGCAAGGACGAGGAGGACGAGCAAGGGCUUGUGGAAGAGGACAAUGAUGAGGAAAAGCCGCUAAUGGGUUCCCAGGAGAUAGGGGGGUCCUACGGCUCAGUGGUAGCGUCCAACACAGCCAUGUCAGACCCUUCUGCUACCUCAAAUGCUACGCUGAAUCACAUCUCUCCACCUCUCUCUCCAGAGCCACCAGAGUCCCAUGAGUCUUCCAGCCCCUCUAAGUUCUCUAGCAUAUCUCGAGAGUUCCUGAGAGAAGAGGUGGUUGUGCUGCUGGCUGCUCAGUUCAUCACUCUCUUCAAUCAGACGGCACUGGAGACCAUGGUGACCCCGAUGACCCAGAAGUACUUUGGCUAUGGGGAGCUGGAGAACAGCUUGAUGUACUGCCUCUGCGGGGUGGAGGUGAUCGUUGCCUUCCUGUUAGUGCGCUGGCUGAGCCAGCGUGUUACUGAGCGAGUUAUCCUUGUCAUCGGACUGACGAUCUGCAACAUCUCUGCUGUCUGGUGCUUAAUCUUCCUGGCAAACCCACUAGGUGUUUUCCCAUUGCAGCUGACUGAAUUCGUCAUUGGAGUGUUUCUGCAGGUUUUGGGUUUGCCAUUUGUAGCUGUGGCUCAGGUUUCCCUCUUUUCCAAAAUCACUUCUGAGAAAACACAAGGUUUCAAUCAGGGCGUGCGCCGCUCAGUGGGGGGUCUAGCUACCAUCCUGGGUCCUCUGUGGGCUGGGGGCCUCACAGACAACAUGUAUAUCAUGAUGGGGGUGAUGAUGGGACUGCUGGCACUGCUUACGGUUACGCUGGCUUUCUCAUACGACCGGUUGCUUCCACCUGCUGUAGAGGAGCAAAUGGAUGACUCGGACAACGUUGGCUAAACCAGCAGAAGGCAGAUGGGAUAAACGUGGAUAUAAAAGUGGGAGAUUCCCUGUCCUGCACUUAACAGUCCAUCCAAUGUUUCACUUUCUGCACUGGGACCAGCAAGCAGGGUGACGACACACACACACACACACACACACACACACCUCAUCACCUCCUGAGGGCUAACCUAACACUUGGACUUUGCGUGCAGAGGCUGAUCAAAGCACUCAUAUGGUGCAUGUAUACAUUUCCCAUGGAAAUAUGGAGUCCUGCUGACACAGUGUGUGCAAGCUUUGGAUUAAUGGUUUCCGUGUUUUUGUUCUGCACUGAGUACCAUCUCUCACAUUCUGAUAUCAAUGAACAUGCCAAAUCGUAAGCUGUUGUAGCUGUCCAUGAGCUGUAGGAGUGUAAAUGAGCUGUUUAACCUUAACACUUGUUCUUUAACUUAAUUAACCAGCUCCCUGAAGAGCUGGGUUGGUGAAACUACCAAAAGCUUGGCGUCAGGGUUGUUUUUGACGGUUAGAAAAUCAGGCUUUAUUGUAGUAAAAUAUUCAAAAUUAAGACCAAGACAUUACUUUGCCCAUAAACCCAAAGUAUUUCAACCUUGACAAAAUAUCAUUUAAAUCCACUUCAUUCCAUUUACAUCUGAUAUAGGAAGCUUUCUCCUUGAACAGCAAAAUAUUUACAGAAACGAUUAUUUUUGUUUUAAAUGUAAAUUUGUGUGUUUUUAGAAAUUAAUACUUUUAUUCUUGCCUCUACUAUUGAUGCAAUAUGUUUGGUCACUAAAAUAACUACUAACACUAACACAAAAUAUUAAAUAAAUGUAUUUAAACGGUUUUUCAUGCCAUGGUGAAUCAGAAAUCUUUAUUUGAAACAUUACUUUAAAUACCAGUAAUACACUUUCUAAGGGAAACACUAAAUACUAUUGAGGUCUGUCAAACCCUGAUUGAAGGUUGUUAAUUGAAGAUCUAAUAUUCCUGCUGUGAGGGCGAAGAAAGGAUAAAAUACAUUUCCUGCUUUGAAAAAACAGAGCAGUACCAUUGUGUAACACUAGUGGGAGCUCUUAGUCUACUGAAGUAUAUCCCUGUUGUUACUGCUGAGCCUUAUGAUCGCAGUCUGUACAUAACUCCAUACAUAACUCCAUACAGUGCACUGUCACAAAUACACAUCUAGGGAAAAACAGCUGGGGUGGGAACUUUGUUGUAGAAAAACAGCCUUUCACGGUUUUAGGUGGCAGUACAGAAAACAGACACUAAUAAAUCCAAUAAUAUUAAGGCUUUACAUUUUGUGGUGUACCUCUUUAUAAUUUGUUCAGGUUUUUUUUUUUACACAAACACAAACAACUUUAUGAAUUAUGAGACUGUUUAUUUAUUAUUUAUUAUGCAUCUAUUUAUUAGAUAUGUUAUGAGCCCC
Molecule: messenger RNA, 3178 nt
Organism: Trematomus bernacchii (emerald rockcod)
Lineage: Eukaryota; Metazoa; Chordata; Actinopteri; Perciformes; Nototheniidae
Gene: mfsd8l1
Product: major facilitator superfamily domain containing 8-like 1
Exons: 12
Coding region: 286-1782 (498 amino acids)
Biological process (GO): transmembrane transport
Molecular function (GO): transmembrane transporter activity
Source: RefSeq, a predicted model, not a curated record